Molecule: messenger RNA, 450 nt
Organism: Pyricularia oryzae 70-15
Lineage: Eukaryota; Fungi; Ascomycota; Sordariomycetes; Magnaporthales; Pyriculariaceae
Exons: 1
Coding region: 1-450 (149 amino acids)
Source: RefSeq, a predicted model, not a curated record
AUGGUCGUCCAAGUCUCGUGUCCCGCAAAUGCGGGAACUCACAGCCAUGCACCCUCUGCCGAGCAACCACAAAUCCCAACCAGGCCAAAGGUUCACUCGAUGCGUUAUCACACAAAAAACGUAUACGUUGGCACAACGACUAUGCCAUCAGCAUUCUCGGUCCGACCUGCCGCCGGCACUAGCGACGCAGACGAGACUAGUGAUUACAUAGUCGAGCUCUUUUACCAUAGCAACCGAGCCUGCAGUCUUUACCGAACCGAGGACGACUUUCGAGUCCUUGUUAGCGGGAUUCUAUCGAACAACGUAGUGCCCAACAUGCCUUCGCUGUCGUCACCUCCAAGAGUCCAGGAUCUGGAGGCCGCUUUGGCGCUUUCAAUCCGAGCAGACCGAACUGGGUGUGCGGUCGAAUAUUUUCUAAGGCGGCGCAUGGAGGACUGUGGUGGAAGCUAA